Messenger RNA from Effrenium voratum, 167 nucleotides. NCBI's taxonomy places the organism in Eukaryota, Dinophyceae, Suessiales, Symbiodiniaceae. The record is from the annotation of a GenBank genome assembly.
GAAGAGGACAAGUCGCAGUGUGGUUCACUGGUGACGCGGAUCAAAUUCCUGGUGGAAGGCAACUACACGGCGAACUUCCUUGCCGUGGUAGUGCUAUUUGAUGCUUACUGCACGGCCAAUGACAUCGACAGCCGUGCCGCUGGGGUGCCUACAUCCCAGUUCAUCCU